AUGAUCGACAAGGAUGAGAUUGGCCAAACACUUAUUCUGGAGGACAUUAUUUUGGCAGAUGAAACUAGCGGAUUUCUUGCUUGCAAAGCGACUGGAGAUUGCGAUUGUUUGUUUCACUCCGCCUCACCUAUUCUGGUUGGUGAUCAGUCCUUGUCUCAUUUUCUUCGACUGUUAACUACCUUGAGCUUGACAUAACGCUUUCUACUCUCAGCACCCCGCUUUUUAAGAGCAUUUAAAUGCUGGUAUAGCCAAUAGUUCUGAUAAACAAGCACUGUUCACCAUGUGUUUGACUCCUGGUGGAAUGGCUUCCUGGGAUGGCAAGGAUCGGAUAAAAGCGAUAAAAGCAGAGGUAAAUCGUGGUUGCAAGGAGAGAGUGUGGCGUGGUAUGUUUUAUGUAAUGGCACUCACCAGCGUCUCAGGAAGGCCACUGUAUUCAGUAUAUCCGAACACAGGCAGUUCAAUAAGGGACUUUCUUCACAGAAAGAUUCUCCCAUGCAUUUUGAAUGAGGGGGCACAAAACACUGUAUACAUCAUGUGGUCACAAGAUGGAAGUCUAGAUACGACUCCGAAGACCUGGUAAAAACCGAACCAUUCCAUCCCUAUUUUCAGGGUCUCUCAUAAACCCGCAUACUCAAAGUCAAAGACACCUGGAUCUUCCCGAAAUGUGGCUAACCCCAAGCCAUCUCUCAUAAAGAAAGGGACAACAAAGAGAACUAUCACCAGUUAUUUCUCAAGUGAAGUUGGGCAGCACCAAAAAGCAAUCAAGAGAACACGCGAUGAGGUGAAAUCCCCAUCUUACUGGGAUAACUCAGCAAGUGUCAAGAAAAGUAAGUUGGGUGUCACUGUGGAUAACUCUGAAACUCUGAUGAAGACUGAUAGCGCAAAGACAUCAUCUAGCAAGUUGACUUGUGCCACAGUUGAAAGGUGGACGGGCGAAGACUUAGCGGAUUUCCAGGCAGAGUUGUGGCUAACCUACAAUAGAAAAAAAACUGGCAAGGCAAAUUACUGUUCCGCAUUGAAAUGCCAUGUAUGCACUCUGUUUAAGCCCAUGAUCAAGAACGGACCGAAGUUCUCAAGAGCAUUUAUUGAUCGUUCAACCAACUUUAGACUUACAAAUGUGAUAGACCAUGCUAAAUCGGAAAUCCACAACAUAGCAUUUUCUCUUUACAAUAAGCAGAAAGGUGAAACGUCAUUGACUGUAGAGCAAAAUCGACAAAAGUUGGAUUUUAACUGAACUCACAACAGACUGAAGACCUUAAAAAGAAAUUUGACAUUUCCUACUUUGUGGUUAAAGAAGAAAUGCCUCUCUCAAAAUAUGAAAAAAAAAAUCACGCUUGA
Messenger RNA from Porites evermanni, 1338 nucleotides. The record is from the annotation of a GenBank genome assembly. NCBI's taxonomy places the organism in Eukaryota, Metazoa, Cnidaria, Anthozoa, Scleractinia, Poritidae.